AUAACCAAAUCCGAAAGCCAGAGCACUAACUGCGUUUCUCCUUUGAUUUGUUUUCCGCUCUCCGAGGAGGAAGAAGGCGAUAAGAGAGAGAGAGAGAGAGAGAGAGAGAGAGAGAGAGAGAUUAGGACGCGAUGGGGGAGAAGGGAUUGAAGCUGUUUGGGGUGACGAUCGUUGAUGGGGAGAGUUGGAAGAGGGAGCAAGAGGCGGAGAUGAGGGAUUUGAAGGGGGAAGGGAUGGAACAAGGGAUGAAGAAAGGUAUGCUGAAGAGCAAGAGCAUGGGGAACCUGGUGGCGUCCGGCUCGACAUCAUCGGAAGAUCAUGGAGCCGGCGAUGAUGGGUAUCUUUCAGAUGGUGCGCUUCCCAAGUCGUCCAGAAGGAGAGAAGGGCAGGAAAGGAAGAGAGGAGUUCCCUGGACCGAAGAAGAGCAUCGAACAUUUUUAGCUGGGCUGGAAAAGCUUGGGAGAGGAGACUGGAGAGGAAUCUCAAGAAAAUUUGUGACCACCAGAACUCCAACCCAAGUUGCCAGCCACGCCCAGAAAUAUUUUCUCAGGCAAAAUAAUCCCAACAAAAGGAAAAGGAGAACCAGCCUCUUUGAUGUGGUUAUCAGCAACAAGGCCAGAAACUCGGAGACUCCCCCUCUUUCACCAUUGAAGAGAUCUGAAGAUCCUUUUGAAGAAACUGAUCGCCUCAACCACAACAAUCAUUCAACCGGAUCCCCCUCCUCCAUUUUUUUCCCAAUGGCAUCUCCAGAUGCAGAAAAUUGCAGCAGUACUAGCCUUAAUCUCCCAAAAAUCGGCUCAGUGCAGGGACAGGGCCACCCCACCUUAGCCCUCACCCCAACCAUUGUCACUCUUGAUCAACCUGGUAUUACUUCACUCAAUUUACCUGUGCCUCCUCGCAAUCCUCAAACAUUGGUUAUUUCUGCAACUACUGCAAAUAAGGAUUUGGAACUCAGCAUCGCGCCUCCGCAGCCUCGCAGUAACUUGGCCACAUUGUCCCCAGGCACCAUUCGAGUUACCUAAUUAAUUAUUUACUCUCAUUUGUUCUCUGUGCUUCCAUCCCAAACACAAGCUUAGAAUUUUUUUUUUUUUUUUAGUAAAUGUCGGUCAUGUUUAAUGCUACAAACUACUUCAUAAGUUUAUGCGCUUUCCUUUC
Molecule: messenger RNA, 1155 nt
Organism: Phalaenopsis equestris
Lineage: Eukaryota; Viridiplantae; Streptophyta; Magnoliopsida; Asparagales; Orchidaceae
Product: transcription factor MYBS2-like
Exons: 5
Coding region: 132-1022 (296 amino acids)
Biological process (GO): response to auxin; response to gibberellin; response to ethylene
Molecular function (GO): DNA binding
Source: RefSeq, a predicted model, not a curated record